Engraulis encrasicolus (European anchovy) is the source of this 3870-nucleotide messenger RNA. RefSeq names its product host cell factor C2 (gene hcfc2). Gene Ontology annotation, cellular component: histone methyltransferase complex. The record is from RefSeq and is a predicted model, not a curated record. Gene Ontology annotation, biological process: chromatin remodeling; regulation of DNA-templated transcription. Gene Ontology annotation, molecular function: transcription coactivator activity; protein binding. NCBI's taxonomy places the organism in Eukaryota, Metazoa, Chordata, Actinopteri, Clupeiformes, Engraulidae. The transcript has 14 exons. The coding region runs from base 30 to 2339 and encodes 769 amino acids.
AACCACCAGCCUUGGGUCCAUGGUUUACUAUGCUGUCGGGCUCGGAGGGUCCGCUAUGGAGGAAGGUUCCAUCCUUUACUGGUCCCGUUCCCAGGCCAAGGCACGGGCAUCGAGCUGUGGCUAUCCGGGAGCUAAUCGUCGUGUUUGGUGGAGGGAACCAGGGCAUUUCGGACGACUUGCAUGUUUACAACACAGUGUCUAGGCAGUGGUUCCUUCCAGCCAUCAGGGGAGACAUCCCUCCCGGCUGUGCUGCUCAUGGCUUCGUCUGCGACGGUACGCGCAUCUUGGUGUUCGGCGGGAUGGUGGAGUUCGGGAAAUACAGCAACAAUCUGUAUGAACUUCAGGCGAGUCGCUGGCUAUGGAAGAAGCUGAAGCCCAAGAGCCCAAAGAACUCCUCUCCUCCCUGCCCGCGCAUCGGCCACAGCCUCACCCUCAUCGGCAACAAGUGCUACCUCUUCGGGGGUCUGGCCAACGAAAGUGAGGAGCCCAGUGGCAACGUGCUAAGGUACCUGGACGACCUGCAUGAGCUGGAGCUGCAGGCGGGCUCAGGGGUGAAGGGCUGGAGCAUCCCAGACACUAAGGGGGGCGGCCCCACCCCACGCGAGUCCCACGCGGCUGUGGCCUACUGCAGGCCAGGCCAGGGACCCCGGCUGUACGUCUACGGCGGCAUGUGUGGCCACCGCUACGGGGACCUUUGGCAACUUGACAUCGACACUAUGACGUGGUCCACACCAGAAACGCGCGGACAGUGUCCUGUGGCCAGGAGUCUUCAUUCAGCCAACGUCAUGGGAAACAAAAUGUAUGUGUUUGGAGGAUGGGUGCCAGCUGUGGAGGAGGAGAAUAAGCCCAAUGCCUCCAAUAUACAGUGGAUCUGCACCAACACGCUAUCGGCGCUGAAUCUUGACACCAUGACAUGGACACCACUGAUCCCCGGUUGGGAGCACCAGGACCAGGACAGGCAAUACUUCCAGCAGCAGCAGCAGCAGCAACAGAGGCAGAAGAGGGGCCUGGAGGAGGCCCCGAUGGGCAUCCCGGGGGCCCGCGCCGGACACUGCUCCACCACCAUCGGCUCCCGCCUCUACAUCUGGGGCGGGCGUGACGGCCAUGACAAGAACCAUAAGCGCCAGCUGUGCCACAAAGACCUCUGGUACCUCGAGACAGAGAGGCCAACUACUCCAUGCGCCGUGCUGCUGGUGAAGUCCACCAUCACCAUGCUUCAUGUGGCGUGGCGCCCCCUGCCUGCCGGGGAGUAUUACCUGCUGCAGCUGCAGCCUGUCAGGCCCCCUCCGCUACCUCCACCUCCACCUCCACCUCCACCCUCCUCCGACCCUGUUGAUGACCCCCAGACUGCUGCCACUGAGAUGGUGCAGGAGGAACCCUCACCAGAGAACACUCAUGGGGCCAGCCGAGACAGCCCUAGCGGGAAAGCACCAGGGAAGAAGCUGACUUCUCCACUGAAGGGAGGGGUUGUGGUUCAGCCCCCGGUGGAGAUCUGUGAGACCAGCUUCCCCCAGACUUCCCUCAAGGCUAACACUGACCGCACUUACCCAGGGAGCUCCAUGGAUGCCCAUAACCUGCCCCCACAAGGUAAAGAGAGCCUGGAGGAGCCCGUGUGGUACGACGUGGGCGUCUUCAAGACCCUCUACACCGAGCUGACCGAGUACUACCUGCCCCCCACCGGGGGAGAGGAGCCCCUGCCACCCCCUUACCGCUACACCAGCUCCAGAGAGGUGAAACAGUGGCUCCAGCGUCGCUACGACGGGCGGGAGAAGCACUCUCUGGAGCCGGGGGUCACCUACCGCUUCAGGGUGGCAGCCAUCAACAGCUGUGGCCAGGGGGACUUCAGUCCCGUCAGCGAGUACAAGACCUGCCAGCCCGGCUUCCCUGGGGCGCCCUCUGCUGUCAAGAUCAGCAAGGUGUCUGAGAAUGUGCACAUCAGCUGGGAGUCCCCCACCUCCCCGUCGGGUAAGAUCCAGGAGUACAGCAUGUACCUGGCGGUGCGCAACAAGGGCCGUGGCGGGGGCAGUGGGGGUGGGGCGGCGGCGAUGGCCACCAGCACCCCGUCUGGGGACAUGGCCUUCAUCCGCAUCUACCGCGGCACCAAGACCUCCUGCACCGUCACCCCCUCGCACCUUAGCGACGCCCACAUCGACUGCACGGCCCGGCCCGCCGUGGUCUUCCGCAUCGCAGCCAAGAACGAGCAGGGCUACGGGCCCGCCACGCAGAUCCGCUGGCUGCAGGAUGCCAGCAAGCGGAAAAGCUCCUCUUUGGAAUCUAAAGGUAACUCCGGGGAUGCUGAGCAGGAACCUAAGAAAAGAAAACACAGUCCCAACUCCUAACCACUGCAGUGACCUUUGACAGUUUUAGUUCCAUGUUUUUAGAGUCACUGCAUUGGAUCUCUUUGAAGAAUCAUGCAAUGCUUUUACACUGUUUUGUAUUGUGGUGCACCCUGGAUUCUAAACUAGAUUGCAGUGAAAGAUAUGUGCAUCCUUAAAUGUUUUAAUUCAUGGGGAAAUAGUAACACUGUGUACAAUGUAAAACACGACACAGAAGAGGGUGAAUGUGAAGUCAAGAAAUGUACUGCUAAUGUUACAAGUACAUGUUUUUCUAUUACUGGUUUUAUUCUGUUCUUGUACAUAUGUAUUUAUGUAAAUAUUUUUAAAGUUUUUUUUAUUUGUUUUAUCCUGUGCCAUACUGUAAAUCCCAUGGCCCUUACAAUACUUUAAGUGUCACCUUUUCAUUUCAUGACUGAAGUGUGGAAUUCAGUGUACUAGUUAGCUCACGAGUGCCUUGGAGUCCCAGUUUGUGACCUAUUGCAUUCUGGAAUGUGUUUCCCCCACAUCAGUUUGCUAACCAUUUUCCAAGUAACAAUUGGUUCUCUAGUUUGCCCUUGAGUGCUUGGUGUACAAUACUGUAUGCGUGAGUGGCAUACUGGCUGGCCUCAGCCCUGGGAUAUUGAAAGCGGAGAUCAUGCUGGAUGAGAUCCGCGUCCACCCACAUUGUAUAGGAGUGUAGCUGGGUGCUUGUGAAUGGAGGAGCAGGGGGAGAUGGUGGGACAAUCUGGAAAGCCUUCACGCAAGACAAGUGAAAGGGAAAGGAGGGGUUUAAAUAUCUGCUAAGGCGGGAGCAAGUAAUGACGGCUGUCAAUCACUCACAGGCUUCCUCCCAAACCAUGUUUAUUAUGUAUAAACAUAAUUUGUUGUGAAUAGGUAGGUUUCACUUCAACCAACAAAUUCGGUAAGUUGGUUGGCAACUAUGGCAGGGGUGUCAAACAAGGCCCUGGGGGCCAGAUGCAUCCCACCAGAUGGUUCCAUCCAGCCGCUGAUCUGAAAUGAGUUUGACACCCCUGAACAAUUGUCUUGCUAAAUCCUAAAUGCCUCUGUAACUGACACCAUAUUAAUUGGUUAAACCAUUUUUCUGGUAGCGACUGACUUGAUAUGGAAAAAUAGAUGUCUGGUGACAUGUUUUUGCAUUAAAAUACAUUUCAAUUAAUGUUUAAUAUCGAGUUUCAGGUCAACAUGAGAGUUGUUUAAGCAAUAAAGCACUUAUUUGUUGUUGUGCCAUAUAGUCAGAAGUACAGGUAAGAAUACCUUGUGCAUGUUGUAGCAACAUCUACCUCUCAAUGUUUGUGGUGAUUUUGACCUUAGCAAGCCACACGUUUUCCUUUGAAUACCAUUAAAGAUGUCUGGUCCAAAUUUCUUAAAUUAGUCUUCUAUUACAACACAAAAAAUGUGGAAAAGAUGUGUUAUUGUAUCUGGGUACCAUUAUCACAUUGUCACAUUUGAUUCAUAAGCCAAUGUAAUGUCAAUUAUCUGUUUAUUUUGUGCAUUUCAUUUAAGUUGUUUUUGAAUAAAAUUCUUCAAAAUUGUA